GAGGGAAGGGACCGAUUGAGGGCCCCGGGAAGCCGGAGAGACUCGGGAGGCAAGGCAGGGAUACUCCCGAGCGCGGGCGAGGAGGCCUGGGGGCGGGGGCGCGGCGGGAGGAGGAGUAGGAGAAGACAAAAGCCGAAACCGAGCAGGGCCCGGGCCGCACACUCGGGCCGCCGGCGGAGGAGGCCGCAGUGCACGGGGCGUCCCGGGCGGCAGGCAGCAUGGGGAAAGGGGGGAACCAGGGCGGGGGGGCCACCGAGCGCGAGGCGCCGAUGCCCACCUUCAGCUGGGAGGAGAUUCAGAAGCACAACCUGCGCACGGACAAGUGGCUCGUCAUCGACCGCAAGGUCUACAACAUCACCAAAUGGUCCAGCCGGCACCCGGGUGGCCAGCGGGUCAUCGGGCACUACGCGGGGGAAGAUGCGACGGAUGCCUUCCGAGCCUUCCACCGUGACCUUGAUUUUGUACACAAGUUCAUGAAGCCUCUGCUGAUCGGAGAGCUGGCCCCGGAAGAGCCCGGCCAGGACCAUGGCAAGAAUUCCCAGAUCACGGAGGACUUCCGGGCCCUGAGGAAGACCGCCGAGGAUAUGAACCUGUUUAAGAGCAACCACCUGUUCUUCCUCCUCCUCCUGGCCCACAUCAUUGCCAUGGAGAGCAUCGCCUGGUUCACCAUCUUUUACUUUGGCAAUGGCUGGAUUCCAACCGUCAUCACGGCCUUUGUCCUUGCUACCUCUCAGGCCCAAGCUGGAUGGCUGCAACACGAUUAUGGCCACCUGUCAGUCUACAAGAAGUCCACAUGGAACCACUUCGUCCACAAGUUCAUCAUUGGCCACUUAAAGGGCGCCUCCGCCAACUGGUGGAACCAUCGUCACUUCCAGCAUCACGCCAAGCCCAACAUCUUCCACAAGGAUCCGGAUGUGAACAUGCUGCAUGUGUUUGUCCUGGGCGAAUGGCAGCCCAUUGAGUACGGCAAGAAGAAGCUGAAAUACCUACCUUACAAUCACCAGCACGAGUACUUCUUCCUGAUCGGGCCACCACUGCUCAUCCCUGUGUACUUCCAGUACCAGAUCAUCAUGACCAUGAUCGCACGCAGAGACUGGGUGGACUUGGCCUGGGCCGUCAGCUAUUAUGCUCGCUUCUUGCUCACCUACAGCCCUUUCUAUGGCAUCCUGGGGGCCGUCCUUUUCCUCAACUUCAUCAGGUACCUGAGCUUGAGACCUCAGCCCUCCCAGUGGGAGGCCACAGGCAGCCCCAGGGAGGCCCCACCGGGCGCACGGGGCAGCCAAGUUCUGGAGGCCGGGAAAUGGACCCGCACACGCUGUGGGGCCCCGGUGACCAGCUCCGCUGCCCUCACCUGGCUGCUGAACCAGUCACGCCCUCAUUCUCCCUUCCGCUCCUGGCCUCUCGCCCCCUCCCCUCUGCAGCUGGCUGCCACCUGCAACGUGGAACAGUCCUUGUUCAAUGACUGGUUCAGCGGGCACCUCAACUUCCAGAUCGAGCACCACCUCUUCCCCACCAUGCCCCGGCACAACUUCCACAAGGUGGCCCCGCUGGUGAAGUCUCUGUGCGCCAAGCACGGCAUUAAGUACCAGGAGAAGCCACUGCUGAGGGCCCUGCAGGACAUCAUCAGGUCCCUGAAGAAGUCCGGGCAGCUGUGGCUGGACGCGUACCUCCACAAAUGAAGCCUUUGGGGCGCCCGCGGGGAAGGGGGAGCAGGGGAGAGUGCUGGC
This is a messenger RNA of Panthera uncia (snow leopard), 1727 nucleotides long. Its product is annotated as acyl-CoA 6-desaturase-like. Gene Ontology annotation, molecular function: oxidoreductase activity, acting on paired donors, with oxidation of a pair of donors resulting in the reduction of molecular oxygen to two molecules of water. The coding region runs from base 219 to 1679 and encodes 486 amino acids. The record is from RefSeq and is a predicted model, not a curated record. NCBI's taxonomy places the organism in Eukaryota, Metazoa, Chordata, Mammalia, Carnivora, Felidae. Gene Ontology annotation, cellular component: membrane. The transcript is spliced from 12 exons. Gene Ontology annotation, biological process: lipid metabolic process.